GGCUGGUGGGUCUGGCUGCUGAGCAGUGUGCUGCAGGACAGCGUGGCCGUGGUCCCAGAGGCGCCGUCCCAGAGAGAGCCCAAGAUUCUGACACAAUGAGGAAGCAUCUGGGCGGAAGCUGCCUGGCGGUGGUCUGUGUCCUGCUGUUCUGCCAGCUCUGCACAGUCCAGGCGAGAGGCAUAAAGCACAGAAUCAAGUGGAACCGGAAGGCCUUGCCGAGUCCCUCACAGGUCACCGAGGCCCGUGUGGCCGAAAUCCACCCUGGCACCUUCAUCAGGCAGGGCCGAAAGCUGGACAUCGACUUCGGAGCCGAGGGCAACAGGUACUACGAGGCCAACUACUGGCAGUUCCCUGAUGGAAUCCACUACCAUGGCUGCUCUGAGGCCAACGUGACCAAGGAGAAGUUUAUCACCAACUGCAUCAAUGUCACCCAGGCGGCCAACCAGGAGGAGCUGUCCCGAGAGAAACACGACAAGCUUUACCAGCGAGUCCUGUGGCGGCUGGUCAGGGAGCUCUGCUCUGUCAAGCGCUGCGAUUACUGGCUGGAGAGGGGAGCGGGGCUGCGGGUCACCAUGGACCGGCCCGUUAUGCUCUGUCUGCUGCUUUUCUUUUGGUCAAUCGUGAAAUAGGCCUGCAAGGGGGCUGGCAGUCACAGAGAUGAGAGGGGAAGCAAAUCACGGAGGGACCCCGGCUCCUCUCCUCCAGCCCCACACCCACACAUGUUCUGAAGGUACCAAGGAGCAGUGAUUUUUCAGCGCUUCAAAGAGCACUCCCCAGGGUCCCUUGGGUAUUCGCUUGUAUUUGAUAAAUGUGCGUGUGUCAGUCCCCUUGGGCUCCACCAGAGGGCGGCUUGCUCAGCGCAGCUUCCUUAGCCCCCGCAGGAGCGUCCAGGCACACCGUAUCGUUAUUAUUAUGCAAUCAGUGUUUGGAGAGCCGAUCAAAGAACGCACCAGGGACUGUGCCAAGCACUCCACAGUGCUCCCCACGGCUCCUAGACAGAGGCGUCCUUCCCAUUGUAGAGAUGAGGUGAAGUGGCUAGAAGGUGGCAGAGACAGAAUUCAACCCCAGAUGUUCCACUCUGGGCAACCCCAGGGCUGUCUUGUGAGCCAUUAUGGCUCGCAAGGCCCAAAUCCAAACACAUAUUUCUGACGAAAUCGCAGCAACUCCACUUUUAGAAAUAUGAAAAGGCCUGAGCUGACAGCCAUGUAUUCUGUACCUAGUUACAUGGAGACUUCAAUUCCUUUAACAUACAAUAAAGAGUAUUUUUUAAGGACAUGCCUGCUUCCUAACGUCUCCUAACCCUAUGUGCAUAUCUUUAUUUUCAUGCAUACAGUAUCUUUAAAUAUAUCCCUUUACCAAGGCACCCCACACAAUCUCUAGCUGGUUUCUGCCGCCGCUUUGGCAGGGGCCGCCCUUUCUGUGAACCACUGAUCGCCACAAGAGAAUCAUUCCCUUCCAAAAAGGUUAACAAGAAACUUGUUUUAGGGAAACCCAGUGAAGAAUUCAUUCACACCAUAAGCAAGGGUAGGUAUAACAUUUAUUAUCUACUUAUCAUUAGUUAAAUACAUAUAUACAUAUAUUACAAAAUGUUAUUAAUGUCAGUUAAAUGUGUGUACUACAAAAUAUGAAACCUUUAAAUAAAAACGAUUAAUCUGAUGCUCCAACAUAUCCCCCACCCCUAAUCCCGCCCCCAGUCUCUCUUGGCUCCUCUCUAAGACCCAGGAGAUGUUGAGCUAUAUUUGGAAAUGAUAGCUGCUGAAUAUUAUCAAUUCUUCUUUAAAGAGAGUCUGUAAGGGUGAAAACAAUGUGCAUUCUCAGACAAUUUAUCCAGAGUAUUUUAAAACAUGAAUGCUGAUAAUGGUACCUCUUGUCCUCAGUCUCCACUGCUAUCAGUGUUCUUCUCAAGGUUACACUUUGAAGGUUUUAAUAUAGAAGCCGGUUGGGCAAUUGGGGGUGGGCCAACUGGGUGCACAACUGGUGUACUCCCCUGGGUACAGUUGGAGACUCCCACCCCCACCCCCUUGCCCCCACCCUGCACAGAAACAGCACCCCAGAGGCACACGACGCCUUUGUUCUCCUGCAGCCGGCCAUGGGCUUACCUUUUGCUUCUACGUUCCUACAGGUCAGGGAGCAGCACUGAAAUACAGAACAGGCAGAGACUAUUUCUCACAUGUCAGUUUUUAUUUUUAUUUUUAAAAUAAUAACAACAGCAAGCAAAAAAGAAAGAACAAGUACUUGUAGGCUGACGUUGAAAUUCCAAGUCCUUGCUCUCCUGGUUUAAUUACAAGGCCACACACAGCUGUGUAAGCAGAAUGACUUCAUUUCUGACCUGAAAACACUUAAGCCAUGAUGUAGUACAUUUUCUGUAAUUGCUGUCUUCUCUCAUUUUGUUCACAGUUUCAGAAACCAGAUUUAAGUGGGGCGUGAAGGGAAUUUAUAUGUGGUGAUUCAAAUGCAAGAUCUAUUUAUGGAGCUUUUAAUUAAAACUGUAUGUGCUUGAACAUCUUUAAUGAUGUUUAGGAAUUAGGAGGUCAAGAAAAGUCUCUAUGAGUCUCAUUUUUCACAUUAGCAAAGGGUAGCUGAGUGCCUACUAUGCACAAGACACAUAAGGGGCUUCUGAAUUAGUCUUGAUACGGUCAUUUUAAAUGUGAAUAAUUUCAAUAACCACUGCUUUCUUGUCCCUUCCAAAUGUUGACUUUUUAAAAUGUUUAUUGUAAAAGUGAUGCUGAAAUUAAAAUAGAAAUGCAAAUAAAACACUUUUCAUAAUCCCA
Manis pentadactyla (Chinese pangolin) is the source of this 2771-nucleotide messenger RNA. RefSeq names its product prion like protein doppel (gene PRND). Gene Ontology annotation, cellular component: membrane. NCBI's taxonomy places the organism in Eukaryota, Metazoa, Chordata, Mammalia, Pholidota, Manidae. Gene Ontology annotation, molecular function: copper ion binding. The record is from RefSeq and is a predicted model, not a curated record. Bases 96 to 629 code for a protein of 177 amino acids. Gene Ontology annotation, biological process: protein homooligomerization; intracellular copper ion homeostasis. The transcript has 2 exons.